CCCUCCUUACCCUCUCCCGCGCCUGGCCUGGAUUUCAUUUUUCUAAGCUGGGUUUGGUGGAUGGCUCUGGUGAUUUGAGACGGGUCAAAUUCGGCUUCUUGGAGAUAGAGUUUGGCCAAUUUAGUGUGAUCAGCUGGCGGCAACCUGACUUCAUUAGUUUCUCAUUCUCCUUCUGGGAACAAUGUGCUUUCUAGGUGUUCUCAUGGUAAAUGGAAAGAGGAAGAAUCCCCAUUACGGAAGCCAUCUCAAAUCUCCAUGCAAAGUACAGUAAUUUUCUGUUUAUGAAAGUAAGUGAAAUGGUUGAACUCCAAGUUCAGGCGCAAGGUAGUCAGUCUUCCUGCAAUGGGAGUAUGCUGCGAGAUUAUCUAUCAAAGAGCCCGGUACUCAGGAAUUCUUAUAAAAUUGCUAAAUAUUUUAUAUAAUAAUAAAUAUUUAAACAUUAGACUUCAGAGAAACUUUACCAAAGUUCUAAGAAUUAGAUAUAUGUUUGAUAAAUAAAUAUGAUUAAUGGGUUGAAAACUCUGAGUGUGAGAAUAGGACUAAUUUCAUCUGGAUAACCUCUUGGAAACUCAUUUUUUAUUUUGGAAAUUACAAGAAAAUAAUUUGUUCCCUUCAUAAGCGGUAUGCCCAUGCGUGCAUAUGUGUGUGUAUUUAUGAGCUUGUGACUAAUGAAGCUAUACAAAAGUAUUAGCAGCAACCAGAUCUUAUGGAGUACUGGCCUGCCUGUGGUUCUCAAGAAAAUCUUAGAUGCUUUUGCUAAAAGCAGUUUGGAUUCUGUGUAUUUAAACCUGGCAUUUAAAACGUCAAUAUAGGUUAUAAUCUUAAGUUAAGAACAAGCUCCCUUUAAGAAUUUAGACAUUUACUACAUGAAGUAUGUAUUGAGUUAUAAAACUUCCCUAAGAAAUGAAGUCGUUAAAGACAAAAGAUGGAUAGCUUACACAAGGAAAAACUGCAAACACUGAAAGAGAAUAUGCUCCUAUUUGUGUACUAGCAAAUGAGGAUUCAGGUUUCCUGUCAAUUUCAGUAGGAAUAAUUCCAGGCUACAAAAAGAACAGACAAUGAAUGAAUGAGUUAAUUUGAGUUGUUUGAAAAUAAGAAUGUUUUCCAUAAAGAGAUCAUUGAACUCAUCAAUUAACAUGCCAUGGUGAUUUCUGGCUUGACAGUGGUCACAACAUUUAAAAGUAAAAAGAAUGAGCAAGCACAUUCACAAAUUAGCUGCAUAUAGAAUUUAAGGUCAGGAUAUUCAAGCAAUCACAACCAGUCAUAUUUCAUUGAGAGGUGAAGCCAGCUGGACUUCCUGGGUCCAGUGGGGAUUUGGAGAACUAUUUGUAGCCAGCAUAGGGAUUGUAAAAUGCACCAAUCAGCACUCUGUGGCUAGCCAGAGGAUUGUAAAAUGCACCAAUCAAUCCUCUGUAAAAGGCACCAAUCAGUGCUCCCUAAAAUGCUCCAAUCAGUGCUCUGUAAAAUGCACCAAUCAACAGGAUCCAAAAAGUAGCCAAUCACAGGGACGACUGAAAAAAGGGCACUCUGAUAGGACAAAAACUGAACAUGGGAAGGGACAAAUAAGAGAAUAAAAGCUGGCCGUUCCAGCCCGCAGCAACAGCCCACUCAAUGCUGUGGAAGUAUUAUCCUGUUGUUCUUCACAAUAAACCGUGCUACCGCUCAGUCUUUGGGUUCAUGGUAUUUUUAAGAGCUGAAACCUGGCUACCACUCAGUCGUUGGGUCUCUGCCAUCUUUAAGAACUGUAACACUCACUGCAAAGGUCCCUGGCUUCAUUCUGGAAGUCAGUGAGACCACGAACCCACCUGCAGGAACCAAUCUAGACACAACAUCAGCAUUUAAAAAUUUUCUUUUUGUUUUUUCUGACAUGAUAACUUUUCUACCCAUCAUUUUUUCCUGUCUAGUAGUGGUUACAUUUGUUAUUGGAAAUUUUGCUAAUGGCUUCAUAGCAUUGGUAAAUUCCACUGAGUGGGUCAAGAGACAAAAGAUCUCCUUUGCUGACCAAAUUCUCACUGCUCUGGCGGUUUCCAGAGUUGGUUUGCUCUGGGUAUUAUUAUUAAAUUGGUAUGCAACUGUGUUGAAUCCAGCGUUUUAUAGUGUAGAAGUAAGAACUACCACUUAUAAUUUCUGGGCAGUAACCAACCAUUUCAACAACUGGCUUGCUACUAGUCUCAGCAUAUUUUAUUUGCUCAAGAUUGCCAAUUUCUCCAACCUUAUUUUUCUUCACUUAAAGAGGAGAGUUAAGAAUGUCAUUCUGGUGAUGCUGUUGGGGCCUUUGCUGGUUUUGGCUUGUCAUCUUUUUAUGGUAAACAUGAAUGAGAUUGUACGGACAAAAGAAUAUGAAGAAAACAUGACUUGGAAGUACAUGUUGAGGAAUGCGAUUUACCAUCCAGGUAUGACUGUAACCACGCUACAGAACUUAGUACCUUUCACUCUGACCCUGAUAUCUUUUCUGCUGUUAAUCUGUUCUCUGUGUAAACAUUUGAAGAAGAUGCAGCUCCAUGGCAAAGGAUCUCAAGAUCCCAGCACCAAGGUCCACAUAAAAGCUUUGCAAAUUGUGAUCUCCUUCCUCUUGUUAUGUGUCCUUUACUUUGUGUCUGUAAUUAUAUCAAUUUGGAGUUUUGAGAGUCUGGGAAACAAACCUGUCUUGAUGUUCUGCCAAGCUAUUAGAUUCAGCUAUCCUUCAGCCCACCCAUUCAUCGUGAUUUGGGGAAACAAGAAGCUAAAGCAGACUUUUCUUUCAGUUUUGUGGAACGUGAGGUACUGGGUGAAAGGACAGAAGCCUUUAUCUCUGUAGAUUCACGAGCGGGGCAUUGUGUGUCUUCUAGCAGAAAACAAACUGGUGGUGUAUGAAACAUUUUCUAUUUCUUACUGUGUUUUCUGUAAUGUAUGUGUAUGAGUAAUUUCCAAACAUAUACCUAGAAAAGUCUUUUACCUAAAAUUAGUCAAAAGAAGUAUACGUGUGUGUGUGUAAUUUAUAUGAAAAACUUAAGAACAUUGACAAUAACAUACGCUUUUUUCUUUUUUCACAUGAACUGCCAAAUUAUACAAAAUAUGACAAAAAUUACUCAGAAUUCCGAAGCCAUGGUUUUCAUUCAUGUAUUUUAUAUUUAAUUUGUAGAAUUUACAAUGUCUAUUUAUAAUUAUUAAGAACUAAGAGCUUAUCUCAGGAAAAAUAUUGCUGUUUUCUAUUGUUAUUUGAUCCACACAAAUACACCACAGUGUGCUUAGAAUUUGUUGUUAGAACAUCUCACUUUUUGGAUGGUAAGGUCAUUCAAUUCUAAAUCAAUAAUGAGAAUGCAUCUUUGAGGUUUUAUUACAUUAUGAAUUCCUGUUUUAUUUAGUAAAAAGCAAUCAGAAUUAUUGAUGGAAAACAAUGCCCACAAAAAACUUCGAGUGGCAAGCAUAUGUAGAGUAAAUUUCGUCUAUGUCUACCGUAAACAGUAAUGAGGAAUAUUAGAUUUAAUAACAAGUAUGUGAAUAGCUUAGAAAAAAAUCUCUUUGUUAAUAAAGGGAUGAAAAUUCAUGAUCAUGAUCUUGAUUGCUAUUAUCAUUUUCCAUAUGCAGUUAGAAACGUCAUUUCUUCCAGCUUUUGAAUUAAAGGAAAACUGUUUUUGAAUUGAGAUCUGAUGCAAAUUGUUUUAGUAUGUUUUCUAAAGCACUUCUAAGCCCCCGAUUUGCUAAAUGUAUCCUUAUCUUCCAUUUAUAAAAUUCCUUCUAAACUUCAGAUAGGAGAACUCAAAUCUCUUCUCUAAAAAAAAAAAAA
Cercocebus atys (sooty mangabey) is the source of this 3766-nucleotide messenger RNA. RefSeq names its product taste receptor type 2 member 31. Gene Ontology annotation, molecular function: bitter taste receptor activity; G protein-coupled receptor activity. The record is from RefSeq and is a predicted model, not a curated record. Lineage: Eukaryota; Metazoa; Chordata; Mammalia; Primates; Cercopithecidae. Bases 1868 to 2797 code for a protein of 309 amino acids. Gene Ontology annotation, cellular component: membrane. Gene Ontology annotation, biological process: sensory perception of taste; detection of chemical stimulus involved in sensory perception of bitter taste; G protein-coupled receptor signaling pathway. The transcript has a single exon.